AUGGAGACCACCUCGACGAUGACUGAAGAAGUAUCGAACAAAAGACCGCGCUCACUUUCAGGAGAUCUAGGUGGUCCGCCUUCCAAAUCCUCCAAACCACAAUCAAGUCAUCUCCAGAUCAAUUACCUGGCGCGGCAAUAUAAUCAAAACAUACCUCUUGUCAAUGUCGACGACAAUCUACCAUCCAUACUCCGUCUGAUUGGUGACUACGAUGGCGUUCUCCACCGACAUGAAAGCCUGGCUGGCAAUCUCGGCGCCUGCCCUCUCGGUCCCAUCCUCAUCAAGCGAUUCGAACGCCUCUUCGACGGCCCACCUCGCAUACUCAAGUCGCAUGGCAAAGAUCCAAGCGUCACUUGGCUCGAUGUCGUGGACUUUGCAAGGAACAAGCCUGAGCAAUUCAACUUAGAGAAAAUGCGCAAUGGAGUACGAGUGUGCCAGUUCUACACAAAGCAAUGCAGAGUGGAAAUAUCUGAGGAAGAUUAUGUUCUCAUUGCCAGCGGAAUGCCACAAAAGCUCAUUCCGCCACAGCCAAUACAAGAGGAUGAGGAAAAGGAGCUGGGCGCACUUGAGAUCCUUGAGAAGAAUCUGAGCCAUAUUGUGCAGAUGGCUGACCAAGUCUCUGGUCGAGCUCGUCAAUUGAACCAUCGCCUGAAGAAUCGAAAAGCUGCCAUAAUCAGCCGUCGAGAAGCAGAGGAGGGCAGGAGAGAACACCCACGCUGUGACAGCCCUAUAACAUUAUCUGAGCUGAUUAAUGGGACUUCGACCAGGGCCAAUGGAAAUCCUGCAGCUUCCCAGUCGCCUCCCAUGGGCUUUACCGCUGUCAACACCAGACAGUCUGCACCAGCUGAGACAAUUAGCGACACACCUGCUAAAGCUUCGACGGAGCCUUUGUUCUCGCGAGCCAACACUGAAAAUGUCACUGUCCUCAAUGGCGCGUCUAUCAAAGGAAUAUCACAGGAACAACGUGUGGAGCUGAUAAAGAGCUUCCUGGUAAAUGCAGACAUGCAAGCACGAGACGAUGAUCUCAAUCGACAAUCUUCCCUCGGCACCACCAGAUCCGCAACAAUGCAGAACGCCCCCCAAACGAGAUCCGAAUCUGCUAGUCAAAGCUCACUCUACACUCCGAACCACUCAGCGGUUCCCAUCCCCAGUACACCAGCCGCCUUGCUCCCUCACCUAAAGCCGACGCAAAUCGAGAGAGAUGAUGGCGGCCCCUACAAAGCGGAAAUGGUCAAUCGCAUGGAGUCCUUACAUCGGGGCGAACGUAUCCUGCCACCUUGCGAUCGUUGUAGGCGACUACACAUGGAUUGUCUGAAGAAUCUAACAGCAUGCAUGGGCUGCACCAAAAAGCAUGCAAAAUGCAGCUGGAAAGAUGUGCGAGAAGAGGAGCUGCGGACCAAUCGUUCAGCCAUGCGAACAGCUUCCCCGUCACCGGAACAUGGUGAUGCUCGAAGUGAUCACGUCGAGUCCACUCCUGACGCAAGCGCAUCCUCGCACCGUAGUCCUGUGAGCGCCCUGCAGUCAACGGCACAAGAACAACCACUACCACCACCACCGAGCAGUACGAGCAGAAGGGAGUUAGACCUACUCCCUCCGCCAUCAUCCUUAGCACCUGCCCUAACAACCAGCAAUGCCUCUCCAUCCGUCUAUGCAAGUGUCGAGCAGAAAAGCGAGGUUGUACCCACGCCGCCGCCGCCGCCGCCACCUCCACCACCAAGAAUCUUAUCAGCCCCCAGGAUUUCAACUCCAGAUUACUCAACACACACACCCAAAACAGCAUCCAAAACCACAUCGACAAUCGGACAGCAACUACAAGACGCGGCAAACGGCCUAGCAGCAGCACAUCGCUCCGUCUUCACGCCUCAGAAGCAAAACCCUAAUCAGAGUGUUGAGCGCGAUGACGAUGACGACGAAGACGAAGGCGACAGACUGCAGGCGCUGGCCGCACAGGUCUAUCGAUCUGCAUCGGCGCAGCAGAACCGCUCUUCAUUGGCUUAA
Molecule: messenger RNA, 1998 nt
Organism: Endocarpon pusillum Z07020
Lineage: Eukaryota; Fungi; Ascomycota; Eurotiomycetes; Verrucariales; Verrucariaceae
Exons: 2
Coding region: 1-1998 (665 amino acids)
Biological process (GO): regulation of DNA-templated transcription
Molecular function (GO): zinc ion binding; DNA-binding transcription factor activity, RNA polymerase II-specific
Source: RefSeq, a predicted model, not a curated record